GAGGCCUCGCCCUGCGGAGCAUGCCGGGAGCUGUAGUGCGCGCCCGCUCGCGGCGGGCUCUGCGUGUCAUGGCUGCCCACGCCGCGGUCGGUUGCUUUUCCGCUUGGCCCCAGAAAGUUUCGGUUCUGCCCAGCCGUGGACCCACAAACGCCUUCUCCCACUCCCGCGCCCGUGCAGCCAAGGGGUCUGACCUCUGUUGACCGGACCAGGCAGGAGGCAUACAGCUGAGAAAGGCGGCCUGCGGCCAGUCGCCAUGGCUUCCUCCGGCGCAGAGAGCCAGCUCCAGAGAAUCAUCCGAGAUCUGCAAGAUGCUGUGACAGAACUAAGCAAAGAAUUUAAGGAAACAGGGGAACCCAUCACAGAUGACAGCACCAGCUUGCAUAAGUUUUCUUAUAAACUUGAAUAUCUCCUGCAAUUUGAUCAGAAAGAGAAGGCCACCCUCCUGGGCAACAGGAAGGACUACUGGGAUUACUUCUGCGCUUGCCUGGCCAAGGUGAAAGGAGCCAAUGACGGGAUCCGGUUCGUCAAGUCUAUUUCAGAGCUCCGGACAUCCCUGGGAAAAGGGCGAGCAUUUAUCCGCUACUCCCUGGUGCACCAGCGCUUGGCAGACACCUUACAGCAGUGCUUCCUGAACGCCAGAGUGACCAGUGACUGGUACUAUGCAAGAAGCCCCUUUCUGAAGCCAAAGCUGAGCUCUGACAUUGUGGGCCAACUCUAUGAACUGACGGACGUUCAGUUUGACCUGGCAUCAAGAGGCUAUGACUUGGAUGCUGCCUGGCCAGCAUUUGCCAGGAGGACAGUGGCCGCUGGCUCUUCUGCUUACAUGUGGAAACCCCCGAGCCGAAGCUCCAGCAUGAGCAGUUUAGUGAGCAGCUAUCUGCAGACUCAGGAGAUAGGCUCCAGCUUUGACCUGAACAGCCCCUUAAACAAUGAGGCCCUGGAGGGCUUCGAUGAGAUGCGGCUGGAGCUGGACCAGUUGGAGGUACGGGAGAAGCAGCUGCAGGAGCAAAUGCAGCAGCUGGGCAGAGAAAACCAGGAGCUGAGGGCAGCUGUCAGCUUGCAGAGAGAGCAGCUGCAGAUGGAGAGGGAGAGGGGCCACACUGCCACUGAGGACAGUGUUCACCUCCCUGGCGUGCUGGCUGAGCUCCAGAAGCAGUGGGAGGUCACCCAGGCUGCACAGAACACUGUAAAGGAGCUGCAGAAGUGCCGACAGGCCCUGGAGCUGGGUGCAGCAGAGAAGGAAGAUGAUUACCACUCAGCCCUGCAGCGUCUGGAAUCCAUGCUACAGUCCCUGGCCCAGGAGCUUGAGGCCACACGAGACUCACUGGGUAGGAAGAAUCAGCAUUUAGCUAAUGUCCCAGACCAGCUGGGCCUGGCUGAGCAGAAGGCAGAUGCAGCACUGGACACAAAGGGGCAGCAAGAGCUCAUUCUCAGUGACCCAGCCCUAGAGAUCCUGGAGCUGGGGGAGAAACUUCGAGCCUUAGAAGGAGAGAGCACCAAGGUCCAGGAGCUCAAUAGACAGCAGAGUGCCCAGCUAGAGCAGCUAGCCGAGGAGCUGCGGCUGAAGGAGGAGGCACGGGCCAGCCUGGAGCGCCUGGUGGACGAGAUGGCCCCGCUCCAGGAAGAGCUGUCUGGGAAGGAGCAGGAGGCAGCCCAGCUCCAGCAACAGCUGCAGGAGUCACUGGCCCGCUUGAGCUCCCUGCAGGAAGAGCUAGCAGAGGUGAGGCGGGAGGAGCAGCAGCAGCGGGGGGAGAAAGAGCUGCUGGUGCAGGAGGCCGGAUCCCUGACCCAGCAGCUGCAGCUCCUGGAGACCCAGCUGGCACAGGUGAACCAGCAUGUGCAUGACCUGGAGGAGCAGAAGCAGCAGCUCAUCCUGGACAAAGACCACCUCAGCCAGAAGGUGGGCAUGCUGGAGCAGCAUGCUGGGUGCUCCAGCCCAGAGGUGUCUGUGGCAGGUGACAAUGGGGAGGCUCUGGCCCCACUGGACUCCACCCUGCAGCAGGCCUUCGGGAAGCCGGAAGAGGAGCAGAGGAGCCUUCAGGAGGCACAGGUGGACAAUACCAAGAGGCAAGGGAGCAGCCAGGAGGAGAAACUCCAGCAGGCCAACAGGGAGCUAGAGAAGGAGCUGCAGAGUGUGGUUGAGCGCAACCAGCUCCUAGAGGGCAAGCUGCAGGCUCUGCAGGCUGAUUACCAGGCACUACAGCAGCGAGAGGCCGCCAUCCAGGGCUCCCUAGCCUCCCUAGAGUCAGAGCAGGCCAGCAUCCGGCACAUAGGUGACCAGAUGGAAGCAAGCCUCCUGGCUGUGAAGAAGGCCAAGGAGAACAUGAAGGCCCGUGUGGCAGAGAAGGAGGCUGCCCUGCAGAGCAAGGAGGCUGAAUGCCAGAAACUGCGAGAGGAGGUUGAGCAGUGCCGGCAGCUAGCAGAGGCUCAGGAGCAGGAGCUCAGGUCUCUUGAGAGCCAAUGCCACCAGCAGGCCCAGCUGAUUAAGACCCUCACAGUGGAAAAAGGCCAACAGGAGCUCAGCCCACCUCAAGACAGCACAGCCCAGUUAACAGCCCAGCUAGCCCUGUCUCAGGUGCAGCUGGAGGUCCAUCAUGGGGAGGCUCAGCGAUUGCAGGCCGGGGUGGUAGACCUCCAGGCCAAGCUCCAGGCAGCCCUAGGUGACCGGGACAAGUUACAGAGCCAGCUGAGUGUGGCAGAGGCAGCUCUGAGGGAGCACAAAGCCCUUGUGCAGCAACUAAAGGAACAGAACGAAGCCCUCAACAGGGCGCACAUCCAGGAGCUGCUGCAGUGCUCAGAGCGGGAAGAGGCCCUGCAAGAGGAAAGAGCCAGUGAGGCCCAACAGAGGGAAGAGGAGCUUCAGGCCCUGAGAGAGGAGCUAUCUCAGGCAAAAUGCAGUUCCCAGGAAGCCCAGCUAGAACACGCCGAGCUGCAGGAGCAGCUGCACUGGGCCAAUACGGACACAGCCGAGCUUGGCAUCCAGGUCUGCGCACUUACUGCCGAGAAAAAGCAGGUGGAGGGGGUGCUGGCCUGCACCAUCCAGGAGCUCCAUGAUGCCAGAGAGGGAGCCUCAAGGGAGAGAGAGGGCCUGGAACACAAAGUGGCAGGCCUGCAGCAAGAAAAGAAGGACUUGCUGGAGAAAUUGAAGGUGGCUGAAGAGUCAGCCAGCUCCCUGCCUCGUCUGCAGGCCCAGCUGGCCCAGGCUGAGCAGUGCACCCAGAGCCUCCAGGAGACUGCACACCAGGAGCUCAACACCCUCAAGUUCCAGUUGAGCACCGAGAUCAUGGACUACCAGAGUAGACUCAAGGCUGCCAGUGAAGAGUGCGGGGACCUCAAAGGCCAGCUUGAGGAACGAGGCCGGCAGCUUCAGGCCACUGAGGAGGCUGUGGGGAGGCUGAAGGCUGCUCAGGCAGAUAUGGAAGAGAAGCUUAGGUGCACCAAAAACCAUCUUUCCGAGUGCCAGGCCACCAUGCAGAGGAAGGACGAGGAAGGAGCUGCCCUGCGUGAAAACUUGGCCAGGACCCAGAAGGGACUUGAAAAAGCUACAAGAAAAACCCAAGAGUAUUACAGUAAAUUCUGCCAGUUGGUGACAGACCGGAAAGAGAGUGACCAGAAGAUGCUUGCUGACUUGGACGACCUGAAUAGAACCAAGAAAUACCUGGAAGAACGGCUGAUAGAGCUGCUCAAAGACAAGGAUGCUCUCUGGCAGAAGUCAGAUGCUCUGGAAUUCCAACAGAAGCUCAGUGCUGAGGAGCGGUGGCUCGGGGACAUGGAGGCAAACCACUGCUCUGACUGCAAGCGGGAGUUCAGCUGGAUGGUGCGGCGGCACCACUGCAGGGUCUGCGGCCGCAUCUUCUGUUACUACUGCUGCAACAACUAUGUCCUGACCAAGCCCAGUGGCAAGAAGGAGCGCUGCUGCCGAGCCUGCUUCCGGAAGCUCAGUGCAGGCCCCAGCUCCCCGGACAGUGCCAGCUCAGGCACCAGCCAGGGAGAGCCCAGCCCCGCACUGUCCCCAGAUGCCACUGGAGGCCAAGGCGCAAACACAGACUGCAGGCCACCAGAUGAUGCCGUGUUUGACAUCAUUACAGAUGAGGAGCUGUGCGAGAUACAGGAGCCUGGAUCCUCCUUGCCUGAAACACCCACUGAAACAGACUCUCUUGACCCACACGUGGCUGAACAGGAUACCACAUCAAAUUCGCUAACCCCUGAGGACACUGAAGACAUACUGUUGGGGCAGGAUGCUGAAAUCUGCUUGCUGAAGUCUGGAGAACUGAUGAUAAAGUUACCCCUCACAGUGGAAGACAUCGCCAGCUUCGGGGAGGGCAACCGGGAGCUGUUUGUCAGGUCCGGUACCUACAGUCUCAUCACCAUCAGCGUGGCUGAGGCGGGCCUCACCAUCAGCUGGGUCUUCUCCUCUGACCCCAGGAGCAUCUCCUUCAGCGUGGUCUUCCGGGAGGCCGAGGCCACACCGCUGGAUCAGUGCAAGGUGCUCAUUCCCAUGACCCGGUGCAAUUCCCACCAGGAGAGCAUCCAAGGCAGUCUCAAGGUCCGCGCGCCGGGCAUCUACCUGCUUGUCUUCGACAACACCUUUUCCAGGUUUGUCUCCAAGAAAGUAUUUUAUCACUUGACAGUUGACAGGCCUGUGAUCUAUGAUGGAAGCGAUUUCCCAUAGGCUCAAGCACCUGGAUUUUAGUAGUUUCACUUAUCUACAGGAAACACUAUUCUUCCUCACCUGUCACUUAUAAAGCACUAAAAAAAAAACUGAACAAAAAAAUAGCAGCUGCCCCGAAGCCGGAUCAGCUGUGCAGCUCUGGGAGCCAGGCCCCGGCUGUUUCUCAGAGUUGCAUCUCCCGGAGCUCGGUGUGCUCGGCACUGUGCGCCAUCACUCUUAAUCCCCUGCAGCUUUUAAGGGCUCAAGCAACGUUUCCAUUGAUUAGGGACCCAACUGUCCUCAUGCCCAAAGGGACACUCUGCCAAAGGCUUAAACAUUCAGGAGCCCAUCAGUGGCCCCUGGGAGCUCAGGUGCUUAUGGGACGCCUGAGUCCUGCCCCUGGAGAGAGUGGCCUCACCCUGCCCACCCCAGGGCCAGGCAUCCAGGUGACUGUGGGCUAGGAUGUCCUGGCCAGUCCUGUGUGUCAUCCUAGGGAAGGAGGCCACAGGCCAUCAUGACAGUCAAGGUGCCUGGGGACCCUCCUGAAACCCCAACCAGCUUUUCCUGUCACGUGCCUGUCCCUCCCUGCCUCAGCAGAUUUGUGAUUUUGGAGGGGACUCUGGCUGCACUUUCCUCCUGGCCCUCCUGUCUGGACAGUGCUACCCUCAGGCGAAGCUCUUCACUCACCCAGGCCUUAACAGCUCAAAACCUUGCCCUGAAAAUCAGAACUGAAGAUGCCCAGGGGACCUGAACCUGCCCACCACCCUGAGGGCCUGCAGUUGAUGACGUAUAUGAACAGCUAAAGCCCGAAUGCUGGCCCACAUCAGAGCCAUGACCAAAGAGCAGGGUCGUGCACUCGCCAUCAGGGCUCACUCGUUAGCUGCCAGCUUUGUUUAUACAACGAGAGGUUUUCCUCACCUGCAGACAUGUUCACCAACGACCAUAAUCAGAGUAAGAACCACUUUUCAAAAGUUAGAGCCUUCUUAACAAAACUCUUUGGUAGCUCAAAUGUAUAAUUCAGGCAGAAUUCAUAAAUCUACACUGUGCUCACCUCUUGGUCCCCACUCCCCACCUGCUGGAUUCCCCAGCUUCCAUUUGCCCACUUCAUGCUGUUCAGCCUGCACCUGACACCCAGGAGCCAUCUCCCCGUGGUGCAGAUGAAUCCUGUUUCAUUUCACACGACAGGAAGGAGAUGAUCUUCCUAUUCUCUGCGGCCCUUUUCUUCUCCUACCACAGAGAGCUCACCUUUGAUGGCCUCUUUGGGCCUUGUUCAUGAAGGCCAACUGCCUGCAGUCAGGGCCCAGAUUCUUCAGUGAGCAGGGCAUCUGAUGAAGUGACUCCCUUUGACCAGGGAUGAGGGAGAGAGCGCUAGGGAGGGUGUCUGAGGAUCUGAGUGCUGGGCCCAGCAGGUCCAAGUCACACUGCCCAAAAACUUCAUUUUGUCAUCUACAAGCCUAGUCUGACUGCUUUUGAGAGCUUGAGAAUGGGUCAGGGACCCCAGGCCAAGUCCAGCGCAGACUCCACAGCCACCAAUACCAGCAGAGAGGACUCUCAUGGGGCAGGAGGAAGUAACCUUUGCCGUGGCCUCAGACCUUUUGCUUAGGAUGCUUGAGCACUUCUGUUCAGUGUGAGCAGGGCAGAGGGAGUGGUGAACAGAACCUUCUAGAGAAGUUAGCCCAGAGAAAAGCUGAACCUUGUGUGCUCUCUUUCCUUGGGGCAGCUGCCUUUGGCAGAAAGCCAUCGAGGUCUCUAGCAUCUCCUGGCCAAGAACCCAACUGUGCCCAGCACCCAGGCCCCGGAGACUCUCCUAGAUUCAUGCUUGUCCUCACAUGCAUGCCACACAGCCUGAAGAUUGUUACAGAGCAAAUUAGCUUGCCUUUGAAUUCACCACCCUCUUGGAGAGGAUAUCAGAAGUAGCUGAUUCACCACGAGAAAGAAACAAGAGAACCCAAAGCCGUCUGGAGUCUUGUUCUGAGUGCUUAGCAUUCCCAGGACCCUGCGGACUCUAGCCAAGCUUAUGGCCUUCUGCUGGUGGCACUGCUCUUGUCUGCAAGUAAAAUCAACGUUUACCAAGUGGCUGAUGUGUUUGCUGUGAAAGGCCUGGGACAUUCCAUCCAAGACCCUUCUGAACCUCUGUCACUCAGCCUGACAGGGGACCAAUUAUAGCUCAGAAACUGCUCGGCUCUUGUGAAGCCGACCCAGAGCUGCUCCAGGACUGCAGGGUCCCCUUGUGGCGUGCACCACUUUGAAUAUUGACUACAGGUGGGCAGAAAGGCCUUUGGGUUCAGAGGACAGCCAGAUACCCCUGCAGUCACACACUGACUCUGAGCAUAUUUAUUUUUCUGGGCUGGACAGAUGCCUGUCCUUCAUUACUUUGCUGUGUGAGCUCGAGUUUGCUAUGACCUAUGCAGCUAGAGAAUUAUCUUGACCUAUUGCAAUGUGGCUUGUAUAAAUACCUUCAUUUUUAAUAGGUUCCAAUCUUUACUGAGGUUUUGGGAUUGAGGUGCUCCUUGAAAAAUGCAAAUGACAGUGAAGUACAGCUACUGCACAGUCACAGCAGACCGAGUAACACUAGAAAUUAACAAGAGGGAAACAUUCUUGGGAUCCCAGGAAAAACUAUUUUUUAAAAAAGACAAAAAUGCAGCCCCUUGAUCGCCAGCUCUCUGAAUGACAGUCCCUUACUUUUGAUACCAAUACUGGCCACCUUGUUCACAGCCGCCUCAGAGCACCGAUCAGCUUCAUCCGGAAACACUGCCUCUGUCAGGCACAUCCAUCCACAACAAGACUGGGAUAAAGUGAGGCCUGUGCAGAGCACUCCUGCUGCAACCCACCGGACCCCAAGGCGACUGGACCAAGAGUGGGCCAAGAAAUUGUCUAGCAGGAAUCUGGGGCUGAAAAACCCCACAGAGUUUGGAAAGCAGAGAUGAAAAGCCAGGUAGUAUAACUUAAAAAUAAAGGAGAUUGCUUUUCUGAAAUUUUUAAGUUGUCACCCACCUAAAGUGGUGAAGACAUUCAGACUCGAGUGAAAUGAAAUCCCCAUUUGAUGAAAUCAAAUUAAAUCACAGUCUUUUUUAUGAUACUGGUUAGACAUCCCCGAUACAAUUUUGCAGGAGUCCCACUUUAAAAAGGCCGCCUUGGCAACCCCCACCGUCAGCUCUGAGGUGCUGAGCGCUACGGCCCAGAGAAGCCCUCGUGGCGCUCAGGCCCAGGCUCCUGCCACACAGACUCUCGAGUCAGCUGUUCAUGACUACAGAACACUUACCCAAAAGGCACUUUUUUGUGGAAACUUGGGCCAGUUUUUUCAUUUCAUUGUGAUUCUUCCAAGGAAACAGGAAACAAUGAAUACUGCCUUUUCCCUCUUAAGCACUUUUAAAAAAUAAUAUAGUGUAUCUUUAAAUUUUGGGAAGCCUGUCUGAUAAAAAGGUUGCCUUAGAACCUUCGGGUGAGUGUGUUCCAGAGAUGCUCCUGCCUCUGAUGGCUGCAGAGCAACACCCACACCUCGGCUGAGCAGCCUCCAAAUCGGAUUGCACUUUAACUGACCAAGCUUUAAUUCUCACAGCCUUAUGGGAUAGCAGGUCUGGGAACCUGUUUCAUUCUUACCUGCCAAAGAAUUGCCCAGAAGCAUAUCAAAUGCCAUCACCCCACCUGCGUGGUGGGGGUGGGAAACGUUUGUAUCCCAAGACAUACUCCUUCAUAGCACUUGCUAUACCAUUUGGAAGUGUUGUAUUUUUAACCUUGGGAUUUAAAUAAAGGAAACACUAUGAUACUGA
Manis pentadactyla (Chinese pangolin) is the source of this 8421-nucleotide messenger RNA. RefSeq names its product FYVE and coiled-coil domain autophagy adaptor 1 (gene FYCO1). The coding region runs from base 254 to 4672 and encodes 1472 amino acids. Gene Ontology annotation, cellular component: lysosome; autophagosome; late endosome. Gene Ontology annotation, molecular function: metal ion binding. The transcript is spliced from 18 exons. The record is from RefSeq and is a predicted model, not a curated record. Gene Ontology annotation, biological process: positive regulation of autophagosome maturation; plus-end-directed vesicle transport along microtubule. Lineage: Eukaryota; Metazoa; Chordata; Mammalia; Pholidota; Manidae.